AUGAGCUCAGGUGAGUAGCCUAGACCUUCUGAACUUUUUCGUAAAUUCUUAGACUUUUGCAUCUCUUGUGUUGCUAUGCUAUUACGUUUGAGUUUUUUGUGAUAUUGUUGAUUUUGGAAUAUUGUUUUUGGAUACAUCACAGCUGUAAUUGUGCAUUAUGAUGUUGAAGAAUCUGGUACACUUUCUAUUGUUGUACUUCUCAUAUGACCAGGUAAAAACCAAGUAAACGUUGAAGAAUAUGUGAGAUGACUUAAUUCAAAGUAUUUUCAACUAUACCAAUGUUCAUAUCAAACUUGUGAAAAGAUGACUGUUAUUUCAUAUACAUAAUUAAAAGUGUGCAAUUCCCUAGUCAGUCUACUAGAUGCUACAUUCAAUCAAUUCAACAAUAUCAUGACUCUUACUUACCGGAUUAGUUUAAUGCAAAAUGUUUGUGUUAGUAAUAUUUUAGUCAUAUUAUAUAGCAGCAACAUUUAGUGAAAUAACUUGUAUUUAUCAAGGGAGCUGGAGCCCCGUAAAGCAUAAGGUAAUGUUUUUCAUAGAGAGACUGAUUUGAACAUGGAUGGAUAAAACACAUUUACAACAUGUUACAUAUUGGUUUGACUUGCAAUAUGAGGCUUUUAUUAGUGGCCAUUGCACCUGUGAAAAUCUCCCUAUUUCCACCAUCUUCUUUUAGCCGAGGACCUGCUCAUCAUCUAUGAGGCGGAGGCAGAGCAGUGGGCUGUAUACCUGCGCUCUAUCUUUGCCGGACCAGUCCCGGAGGGAGGGAUCUGUUGCUAUGACAUCGCCACGGUGACCAGCCGGCGGGAGGACUUCCUGCGACUGGGCCAGUACAAGGUCAAGCUGUUAAUCCUGUCCAGGGGCAUGCUAGAGGGCCUGUGCCAGCUCCGACGCUUCUUCCUGGCCCGGGUGCUGAACCCUGCGGCCCACGUGGUGGUGCUCCUAUGUGGGGUGGAUAGCCUGGCGCCCCUCCUGGAGGUGGUGCCCCUCAAGGGGGACGAGUGUCUGCAGAUAUCCAGCGAGCAAGACGCCGACGAGUACAUGUCGGCUGUGACCGACAUCGUGCAGAGAGGUAAAGGGGAAGGGCAGAGAGAGGGAUCAUGGGAGGUUGGAUGCAGUGUAGAGGGUCUGCAAUCCCCCCAAAAUAGUUAUUUUAUGCUUAUUCAACAAUGAAUUAUAUAAUAAUAAUUGUAUUCAUUCCUGAGGCAACAAGUGGGAAGUAGAUGCGUGGAUCGGAAAACCAGUCAGUAUCUGGUGUUACCACCAUUUGCCUCAUGCAGCGCGACACAUCUCCUUCGCAUAAAGUUGAUCAGGCUGUUGAUUGUGGCCUGUGGAAUGUUGUCCCACUCCUCUUCAAUGGCUGUGGGUGAAGUUGCUGGAUAUUGGCAGGAACUGGAACAUGCUUUCGUACACGUCGAUCCAGACCAUCCCAAACAUGCUCAAUCAUUGACAUUUCUGGUGAGUAUGCAGGCCAAUGAAGAACUGGGACAUUUUCGAGGAAUUGUCUACAGAACCUUGCGACAUUGGGCCCGUGCAUUAUCAUGCUGAAAUAUUAGGUAAAGGCAGCAGAUGAAUGGUACGACAAUGGGGCCUCAGGAUCUCGUCACGGUAUAUCUGUGCAUUCAAACUGCCAUCGAUAAAAUGCAAUCGUGUUCAUUGUCCGUAGUUAAUGCCUGCCCAUACCAUAACCCCAGCGCCACCAUGGGGCACUCUGUUCACAACGUUGAGAUCAGCAAACCUGUCACCCACAUGACGCCAUACACGUGGUCUGCGGUUGUGAGGCCGGUCUGAUGUACUGCCAAAUUCUCUAAAACAAUGUUGGAGGCAGGUUAUGGUAGAGAAAUUAACAUUAAAUUCUCUGGCAACAGCUCUGGUUGACAUUCUUGUAGUCAGCAUGCCAAUUGCUUAUGUUGUGUGACAAAACUGCACAUUUUAGAGUGGCCUUUUGGACUUCCACUCUUUCUAUUCUGGUUAGAGCCAGUUUGCUCUGUUCUGUGAAGGGAGUAGUACACAGCGUUGUACGAGAUCUUCAGUUUCUUGGCAAUUUCUCGCAUGGAAUAGCCUUCAUUUCUCCGAACAAGAAUAGACUGACGAGUUUCAGAAGGAAGUUCUUUGUUUCUGGCCAUUUUGAGCCUGUAAUCGAACCCACAAUCGCUGAUGCUCCAGAUACACAACUAGUCUCAAGAACGCCAGCUUUAUUGCUUCUUUAAUCAGCACAACAGUUUUUAGCUGUGCUAACAUAAUUGCAAAAGGGUUUUCUAAUGAUCAAUUAGCCUUUUAAAAUGAUAAACUUGGAUUAGCAAACACAACGUGCCAUUGGAACACAGGACUGAUGGUUGCUGAUAAUGGGCCUCUGUACGCCUAUGUAGAUAUUCCAUAAGAAAUCAGCCAUUUACAGCUACAAUAGCCAUUUACAACAUUAACAAUGUCCUACACUGUAUUUCUGAUCAAUUUGAUGUUAUUUUGAUGGACCAAAAAUGUGAUUUUCUUUUGAAAAUAAGGACAUUUCUAACUGACCCCAAACUUUUGAACGGUAGUGUAUAUAUAUAUAUAUAUAUGGUGGGUGUUUUGUCUACAUACUUGAAAUUGUUGAAUGCACAAUUAUCACAGUAAAUCCAACGCAUGAUCUUGAUAUUCAAGUGAAUGUAAAAGUCAUAGUUCCCGUACAUAAUAUCUGAAAUAAACAAAAUAGAGAAUCAUUUUAUGAUCAUUCCCGUUGCCUAUUAGUGGACUUGAUUGCUUCCGGACAUGGCUGCGAGGUGAAAAGUUGUGGCUACCUACAUCUGUUGAAUUUUAUUAUUUUUAAAGUAAUUGCCUCAGAAAAUAUGCCAAUCAGCAGACUUGCCUCACAGGCGACGUCUGCACACCAAUUUCCAUACAACUGGGCAUUGUCAAAUCACAGAUAGCGCAUACCUGCAGCUCAAGUCAACACUCAAGCUAGUAAAGUAGCAAAUAAUGGGAGGUCAGACACAAACAGGGCCAGAUUACUGAACUGGCACGCAGGCCCUGGGGCCCCGACCUCUAGAAUUUCAGGAAGUUAGUUGUUUUCCCCCUCAAAAACCAGUUUCUCAAAAACAAAACAAGAAUUUUAACACUUUUCGCAUGGGGGGGGGGGGGCAUGGCACUGGAGGUAGGUGCCCCGGGGCAUCAGAUGUGGACACAAAGUGUAGGAACACAAUGUCCCUGGCUCUAGUUAAGUGUUGCAGCUGUUAGACAGUAGCUUGUGUUCAGUUUGGCCUCGGUUUCCAUGAGAACACUACGUAUUCUGAGGAAUUUGACAGUAAUUAUUUCCUGAGUCACUCUCUACUCUGCUUCCCAGUAAGAGUUUUCUGAGAAAUUUGAAACCAUCUGCUGCCAUCUAUAUUGUUUUGUAAAAUGGACGGGAGGUCCAAAAGGUAUGUUUGUCUGCCGAUGUGUCUCAUCAUUCAAAUUCUCCCUUUCCUCUUUCGUCACCAGUGGCCAUUAUCUCUCUUUAUGCAAAUCCAAAAAUAUCCUACUUAGUCUCAUCCUGGUGUGGCACGCACAGUCAGUUCUGGCUAAUCUUUGUAAACUACUGUAAAACUCAAAUGUAGAUUUUAAAGCAACUCAGAAAUGUAGAUAUUCACUGUUGCUUGGGAUAUUUGAAUCUCAUGAUUUGCAGACAACAGUGAAACACUUGAGCCAAAAUUAUUUUCCAGAUGGGGACAAAGGCCCAAGGCGGGUGGCAGGUAGCCUAGCGGUUAUGGGCGUUGGGCCAGUAACUGAAAGGUCGAUGGUUCGCAUCCCCGAGCUGAUUAGGUGAAAAAUCGCUGUGCCCUUGAGCAAGGCACUUAACCCUAGUUGCUCCUAUAAGUCGCUCUGGAUAAGAGCAUCUGCUAAAUUACCAAAAUGUAAAUGUAAGGCCAUCUGGCACCAAAUACAAUGGUAGGGGAAACACUAAGUAUUUAAUGUUGGCUUGACUGUCGGUGGACCUUCCACAGGGCACCAGGCUGCAGCAGGGAACGUCAGUUCUGUUCCUGGGAAGUUGACAGGACUGGAGCUAAACCUAAAGUUGGAGAGCAGGCAGUCUACCGGAGCCUCCAGUACCAAACCCAACAACAUGCUGCUGGUCCCCUCCAGAGUUCCCUGUGGGGUGAGGCACUAACAUGUCAGGAGGACACAUCAAAGCAUUCAGUGACAUGACUUAUUCAGCCAGUCAUACAUAAAAUGUACUGUAAGAAGAUUUAUGCAAACAAUAUAGAUCCAAAAUGUAGUCAUGUUACUUUUACAUUACAAAUUGGUAUUUUCUACCGUAAAAAAAAAAACAUUUAAUAGAGCUGCUUUUUACAUUGUCAGAAUGUCAACCAAUGUACUUUUUUUUUUUGUUACAGUACGUUUAUGUCUUGUGUUCUUCCCUCCUGUAGACACCAGGCGAGGUGUUCAUUAUUUUAAAAGACACUGUGGCCAGUAAAGAUGCUGAGGUUGAGUUCAGUAGGAGUAAACAGAGGGUGAGAGUGAAACCUGUCCACUGGAACAAACACACCCUCUGUGUGAACGCAGCAGGUAAGUGAAAAUUCAAUGGCAUUGUUGCUUAUUGUAGAGAGUCAUUCCACCUCAAAAAGCACAAGAAAGAGGAUUUCGACAAUCACCAUUUCAGAUUGUUAUGAAAUCGUUUCUAUAAUUAGAAACAGAUCAGAUUAACAGGAUUCAUAUAAUAUUCAAUAAAUAUAGUACCUAACAUCUGAUUUGGAACAUAAUUCUUCCUACCAAUGAGUAAGACAUUAGGAAUCCAAUAAAAUGAUCAAGGCCACCCACGGACCCCCCACACCCACGCCAAUCCCACCCCAACAACCAGUAUAGAGUAUCAGUUCUCUGUCUGACAAGUAGUGUGGGGCUGCUGCUUGGAGUAAUGCUUCUUCGUCCUUUGUAAUGUAUUCCCUGUGAAUCUGGUGAUGUAAGUCGCUUGCAUUAUUUACCAUAAAUGAGUGUGAAAGUACCAUGUUUUGCCCACUAGAUGCCACUGUUCCUGCUACUGCCACCACACCCUUGUAUCCAUUUCCUGGUCUCUUGUGUUUAUUAAAUCGAUCACAACAUUUUCUUUGCAAAAAUGGGCAGAAAACCAAUAGGUUUUGCUCAUGAUGAAAAUAAAUUGUGUGGUCAUCCUCGCAAUUCAAUCCUCCAUGAAAGCAAUUCAGUUUGUCCUUCUCUUUGUGUCCAGAAAAUGGCCCCUCUGUGUGUGGUUUAUUCCCUUCAAAAAAGGUAUGGAUUAGUUAGACCAUUCCUGGCAUACAAGCGAACCAUUAGGUUACAGCAGUUCUAAUGGUUACAAUGUUAUGUUCUCUAAUCGUCUUUAAUGGUAAAAAAAUCCAGGCUCUGUCGCAGCCGGCCGUGACCGGGAGACUCAUGGGCGGCGCACAAUUGGCCCAGCGUCGUCCAGGGUAGGGGAGGGAAUGGCCGGCAGGGAUGUAGCUCAGUUGAUAGAGCAUGGCGUUUGCAACGCCAGGGUUGUGGGUUCGAUUCCCACGGGGGGCCAGUAUAAAAAAAAGAUAUAUAAUGUAUUCACUAACUGUAAGUCGCUCUGGAUAAGAGCGUCUGCUAAAUGACUAAAAUGUAAAUGUAAAUGUUAAAGUCCCAAACACACACUGUAUAGUGUUUUGCGAUGGUAAUUGUAUUGGUUUUUCUAAGAAUUUUAUUGAAAAACAUCUGACUGCCAUGCAAUGGUUUAUAAUUGUAUUAUUUUAUUAGGGUUGUCACAACAUUUUAGUCACUAGCCCAUUUCUCCAUCAAAGUUUUGGGCUUGUAGGAAUUUCACCAUACGGAUAACCCCCAGAGAGCUGCAAUUUGUUGCAUUAAAUUGACCACACAAUUUAUUUUCGUCAUGAGCAAAGCUAUUGGAUUUCUACCCAAAGUUGCAAAGAAAAUGUUGUGAUCCAUUUAAUAAACACAAGAGACCAGCAAAAUUGAUAAAAGGGUGUGGUGGCAGAACCUGGUACUUAAACACUAAUUUAUGGUAAGUAAUGCAAGUGACUUCAAUGGCUAAUUCCUCUGAACGGGGGGGGGGGGGCAUCACCAGAUUCACAGGAAAUACAUUACAAAGGAUGAAGAAGCAAUACUCCAAGCCACAGCUCCAUAGUACUUGUCAGACAUAGAGAACAGAUGAUACUGUAUACUGGUUGUUGGGGUGGGAUUGGCAUGGGGUGUGGGUGAUCCGUGGGUGGCUUUUGACAAUUUUUUGGGAUUCCUCAUGUCUUACUCAAUGGUAGGAAGAUGUUUGGUCCAAAUCGGAUGUUGGGUACUAUUUUUGUUGAAUAUUAUGGAAUACCAUAAAUUAAAAGGGCCAAUUUGGGUGCAAACAAUUAGCUUAAUUUCAAGGAGAUCAAAUAAAAUGUCAACAAAAUAUUGUUCCAGGAAUGCUAAUCUUAUCUGUUUCUAGCAACAUAAAUAAUUUCAGAACAAUCUGAGAUGGUGGAUGUCAUGGGUGCUGAAAUGACAUGGAAUGACCCUAGAGCGACUUAAUUACUUUGUCAGAGAGCACGCAACAAAAUACCAUGGUUUCUAAAAUUAUGAUGCCAAAUGCUUAUGAGACAUGUUAUAAUUUUUCUUUCUGUUGCAGACUUCCCAGCAGGAAGUGUGGGCGUAACACUGUACUGUAGUGGGGUGGUGAUGGGGAAGGCCCAUCUGCAGUACUACAGCACCAUGGAUGAGAUGGCUUGCCUUCUGACCAGGGUGGCAGACCCUGUGGACUUCAUGUGCCAGGUAUGCCCAGGCCAUAGCAGCUCAGGGAACUUGGGGAGGGAAGCCCUCACUAGAACAAUAUGAUCAUUCAGUUGAUUGGUUUACCAUGAAGGCCAUUUGUACAGUCGGUAUACAGUACGACUUGCCAACACCUGGAGGAAUAUUACAUUGAUAAAAACUUUAUUUUGAACAGUGGAGGCUCCUUAGAGGAGGAAAAGGAGGACCAUCCUCCACAGUAAAUUUCAUACAAAUAAAAAUAGUGAAACAUUUAAAAAAGUUAUCCUUUUUAGAUAAAACUAUACUAAAUAUAUUCACGUCACCAAAUAAUUGAUUAAAACACACUGUUUUGCAAUGAAAGUCUACAGUAGCCUCAGCAGUACUCUGUAGGGUAGCACCAUGGUGUAGCUGGAAGACAGCUAGCUUCUGUCCUCCUCUGGGUACAUUGACUUCAAUAAAAACCUAGGAGGCUCAUGGUUCUCACCCCCUCCCCUAGACUUACACAGUAAUUAUGUCAACUUCCGGAGGACGUCCUCCAACCUAUCAGAGCUUUUGCAGCAUGAACUGACAUGUUGUCCACCCAAUCAAAAGAUCAGAGAAGAAUCUAGUACUGAAAGCAUAAGCUACAGCUAGCUAGCACUGCAGUGCAUAAAAUGUGGUGAGUAGUUGACUCAAAGAGAGAAAGACAACAGUUGAACAGUUUUUGAGAGAGAGAGAGAGAGAGAGAGAGAGAGAGAGAGAGAGAGAGAGAGAGAGAUACUUUUACUUAGCGAAUGCAGCUAGCUAGUUUAGCCUACAGAGAGGGAUGCUAUGUUAGCUAGCUGGCUAUGGCUAUCCAACACUGGAACUCUUCCAAGUCAAGGUAAGCUUUUGGUUUUAUUAAUUUAUUGCCACCUGGGCCCGCCGGUGUAACUGCUUUCUGACUGUACACUGUACUGCAUGAUUGAAGCGGGUUUAUUAACGUGUUAGUUCUAGUAGCUAUGUUGACUAUGACAUGACAACGAUGUAGGCUGUGUUUAGCAGUCAUGAUAUGAAGGUUUGGCUUGGAAAGGUUUUUUCGCCUGCUCACAGACAGCUGAUGUGUUGUGCACUGAAGUCCACAAGCGAAGGGAAAAGGUGAGAGGAGGAGAGCACGUAGAUAGUUGCGAGAAGAACGGAACGAAACGGGGAUAAACGUACCUGAAUUUGUCCAAUAGAAACUCACAUUUGCAACUGUUGGACUAAUGAUUACACCCUAGAUCAGCUAGAUGCAGGAAAACGUGUGCAAGGAGGUAUUGAAUGUGUCAAUGUCUGUCACCUUUAUUACUCAAAAUUAUCUCGACCUGUGCACCUACGUUGUAAACUUUCAUUCAUAGUCUAGGUUGUAGCAACCUCAUGAUGGGUACAGGGAAAAUUUGAGUAUAAUGUAGUAGCCUAAACCUAUCGCUGUUACAUUGAGCUGGGUGAAUGGAAUAUGAAUGACAGUCAUCCAAUAUGCUAUAGUAGAGAUAAGGCCCACAAAAAAAAAUUAGCAUCCUCCCUCAUCUCAUCCCCCCCUUUUGCCCUUACAAGAGCCUCAAUUCGUCGGGGCAUGGACUCUACAAGGUGUCCAAAGCGUUCCAUAGGUAUGCUGGCCCAUGUUGACUCCAAUGCUUCCCACAGUUGUGUCAAGUUGGCUGGAUGUCCUUUGGGUGGUGGACCAUUCUUGAUACACACAGGAAACUGUUGAGCGUUAAAAACGACCAUAACUAGUUCAAAAGGCACUUAAAUAUUUGUUCUUGCCCAUUCACCCUUUGAAUGCCACACACACACAAUCCUUGUCUCAAUGCUUAAACAUCCUUCUUUAACCUGUCUCCUCCCCUUCAUCUACACUGAUUGAAGUGGAUUUGACAGGUGACAUCAAUAAGGGAUCAUAGCUUUCACCUGGUCAGUCUGUGUCAUGGAAAGAGCAGGUGUUCUUAAUGUUUUGUAUACUCAGUGUAUGUCGCUUGUUAGUAUCACUCACUCUGCCCCUAUUAGUUUACAUAGCACUUAUCUCCCUACACACAGGCAAUGAAAUUAUGCCAUACAUAAUAAUUCAUGAUUCAUUCACAUCUGUAGCACUUGACAUAGCUGAAAUGACUUGGCUAUGACAGUGUGCUAGGGUUACAAAAUUCUGGAAACUUUCCCAAAAUUCCUCAGGAAUUUAGGUGGGAAGAUUCCCAGAAUCAAGAGGAAUUAGCAGAAAAACUUUUUUGUGAAAGUGACCAGAAUUUUGCAACCCUGUGCUCAUGCAUCCUGGCCUGUGAUCUCAGUCUCUUCAGGUGUCCUCGGUGGAGAAGCUGGACCAAAGGCUGUCCUCCAUGCUGUUGGAAGCCAUGCCCUCCACAGGCUUCCAGGGACUGCAGGGAGAUUACCCACCCGAAGGAGGUAAGUGUUCUGUUGUCUGUACCCCCUCGACAAUCCAUAGUCAAUUAAAUGAUCUGCUGACAUUCAUAUUUUAUGUUAUGUGAUAUUUAAACAUCAAUAUAUGAGUAAAUACAUUUACCAUCCAGUGCAAUAGUUACACACCUGUGGACACUACUAAAAUGCUCUGAAUUGUGUAAACUGAUAAUUAAUCAAAGGUUGUCAUGCUCUCACAGUGAUCUUAGAUACACAGAGGUUUCUUUCUAUCUCACAACAUUCUUUACAUUUAGAUAAGAAAAGAGGCCAUAAUUACAGUCCUUCAAUGUUGUUUACUUUUCAUGUAUUAAUUGGAUGCAGGUGUUGAAACACAUAAUAGCUAUUCUGUUCACCAAGAGGAACAUGCCAAUUACAGGAGACUGUGUCCGUAAUGUUGUUAACGCUAUUUGUGGAAAAUAACUGCAGAGAUAUGUAAUAGACUAAUGAGUCACAUUUAUUAGAAGUAAUGUUAGAUAACUCAUUAACCAUUCUUAGAAUAACAGCUUUUCAUACCACAAUUUACAAUAUCUCCAGAGAUUCACAUUGAUAUAGUUUUUCCCAUUAUAAUGAAUCAUUUAGUUGACACGUGGCUACACCAUGGAUGCAAUGUGUCUUCUGGAGGUUGUCCUCCACAUCUGAUCAUGAUUAGAUCAUAUUGGGGCUUUUCCAUCAAUCUUGCCGGUGCUGCACAGUUAUGUGUAAAUUUCAAUCAAAAAAUUGACAAGCACUUCAGCAUUCAUAACAGUUUUCCUAGCUCGCUUAAGUGCAAUAUCAAUGAUUUAAAGUUGGUCACAAAAACAACUAAUUAUGAUAUUGACUACUGCCCAUUGUGCAUGAUUUCUGUUUUCAAUUUAAUACAUUGAUUUGGGAAAUUAGGUCAAACUGUCUAUUACAAAGUUUGCGUAACCUGUAAUAGUAUUUGUAUUUGUAUUUAUUAUGGAUCCCCAUUAGCUGCUUCCAAGGCAGCAGCUACUCUUCCUGGGGUCCAGCAAAAUUAAGGCGACAGAGGAAGGAGGCGGCAGGCUUUGGAAAAGCGGUCCACAACGACCAGGAUGGUGGUGUUACCUUGAGAGAGGAGAAGAUCAGUAAGGAAAUCAAUACUCAAGUGGGACCAUGGCCAUUGUGGAACUGGUAAAGGCUGUAACUUACCCGCUGGGAAGUGCCUAGGUGCCUUACUCUGGGCGCACACCGCGCAGGAGGAGCCAUACACCCUCACGUCCUUAGCCAAGGUAGGCCACCAGUACUUUCCGGUCAGGCAGCGCACUGUACGACCGAUACCUGGGUGACGUGUGUGCCCAGAAGAUCAGACGAUCACGGAUAAGAGCAGGCACGUACUGCAGCCCAGCUGGACACUGAGGUGGAGAUGGAUCUGUGUGUAAUGCCUGCUCAAUAUCCGCGUCCAUCGCCCAUACUACCGGCUCCACAAUGCGGGAGGCCGGGAGUAUGGGGGUGUUGUCUCUGGGCCUCUCCUCUGUGUCGUACAGCCGUGACAGUGCGUCUGCCUUCACGUUCUUCGUACCCGGGAUGUAUGAUAGUGUAAAAUCAAACCGGGUGAAAAAUAGGGCCCACCUGGCCUGGCGAGGGUUCAGCCUCCUCGCUGCCCAGAUGUACUCCAGGUGAUAAUGCGGUAUCCGAGGAAGGAGACUGACUUUUGGAAAAACAGACACUUUUCUGCCUUGGCAUAAAGGUCAUGUUCCAACAGUCGGGCCAGCACUUUGCGAACCAGGGACACAUGCUCGCCGCGCGUAGCGGAAUACACCAGAAUGUCAUCGAUGUAGACCACUUCACCGCGACCAAGCAUGUCCCGAAACACCUCGUUCACAAAGGACUGGAAGACGGAUGGAGCAUUCAUUAAACUGUACGGCAUCACCAGGUAUUCGUAAUGCCCCGUGGUUGUGCUGAAUGCUGUCUUCCAUUCGUCCCUCUCUCGGACACGCACCAGGUUGUACGCACUCCAGAGAUCUAAUUUUGUGAAGAAGCGCACCCCAUGCAUUGACUCGAUCACAGAUGGAAUGAGGGGUAGAGGAUAACUAAAUUGUAUCGUCCCCUUGUUCAGUGAUUGGUAAUCAAUGCAAGGGCGCAGACCUCCGUCUUUCUUCUUCACAAAAAAUAAACUUGAGGAGGCGGGUGAAGUGGAGGGACGUAUAAACCCCUGGCGCAGGGACUCGGAGACGUAUGUCUCCAUAGCCUCCGUUUCAGCCUGCGACAGGGGAUACACAUGACUCCGAUGAGGUGGUAAUUUGGUCACCUGCGUUUUGGAAAACGCGUGCGCCAAAUCGAGGUAUUCGGGGGGAAUACGCACAGUGGAGGUACUGUCUGGACUUUCCACCGUGGUUGCACCAACGGAAACCUAGACACCUACCCUGACACUCUCGUGACCACCCCGUGAGAACCCUCUGCGGCCAUGAAAAGGUGGGGUUGUGGAGUGCUAACCAGGGAAGACCUAACACAACAGGGAAAUCAGGAGACUCAAUAAUAAAAACUGACUUGCUCUCGAUGAGUCUCGUGUGUAACCAUAGUGACUGGUGCUGUAACCUCCCUAACAAACCCGGACCCUAAUGGUCGACUGUCAAGUGCUCUGAUGGGGAGUGGAAUGGAUAGGGGAACCAACGGUACCGGGCAGGCCCAAUGCAGGAUGUCCUCUGGCCGCCAGCAGGUUGUCCAACCGGAUGGCCAUGUCCACCAGUUGAGUGAAGGACAACAUGGUGUCCCGGCAGGCUAGCUCCCUUCGGACGUCCUCCCGUAGAUGGCACCGGAAGUGGUCGAUGAGGGCCCGCUUGUUCCACCCGGACCCAGCUGCUGGUCUGGAACUCCAGGGCGAAGUCCUGCACGGUCCUCGUCCCCUGCCUCAGGUGGACCAGACGCUCGCCCGCCUCUCUACCCUCGGGCGGGUGAUCGAAGACAGCCUGAAAGAGGCGAGCGAACUCCCCGUAGUUGUUCAACGCGGCUCCUCCUUCAUUCCAGAUUGCGUUGGCCCACUCCAGGGCUUUACCCGAGAGGCAGGAGACGAGGGCGGACACCUUCUCCCGCUCCGAUGGGGCCGGGCUGAUGCUUGAAUAGUAUAGCUCCAGUUGGAGGAGGAAUCCAUGGCAGAGAGCAGCUGUCCCGUCGAAAUCCCGUGGUCUGGAUAUAUGGAUCCCUUGGGGGGCUGGAUUUGUUCCGGAAUACAGAGUUACGCAGUAAUGGGUCAAAACAGUCCAGUGCACCAAACAGGCGCACUGGAACCAACAAGGCACACAGAGAAAAUAACCCGGCAAUACAAAUACAAGGAGCUCAACCGAGCUUCACUAACCUCACAAUAAACAAUCACACACAAAGACAAGGGGGCAGAGGGAACACUUAUACAAGUACUGAUGAGGGGAUAUGAACCAGGUGUGUGUAAUAAACAAGACAAAACAAAUGGAAUGAUGAGAUGAGGAGCAGCAGUGGCUAGAAGGCCGCUGACGACGAACGCCGAAGCCUGCCCAAACCAGGAGAGGAGGCAGCUUCGGAGGAAGUCGUGACAGACUUCUCCCCAUCCUAGCUACUGUUGUAUCAAUAUGUUUUAACCAUGACAGUUUACAAUCCAGGGUUACUCCAAGCAAUUUAGUCUCCUCAACUUGCUCAAUUUCCACAUGAUUAAUUACUAGAUUUAAGUUGAGGUUUAGGGUUUAGUAAAUGAUUUGUCCCAAAUACAAUACUUUUAGUUUUUGAAAUAUUUAGGACAAACUUAUUCCUUGCCACCAAUUUUGAAACUAACUGCAGCUCUUUGUUAAGUGUUGCUGUCAUUUCAGAGAUAUGAAUUAAUUCAGUUUAAUCAUUAAAUGAUUUAUCAUACCAUUAGUAUCUCAACCCCAGUUUGCAUUGGUAUUGACCCAAUGUAUGUUUCUCCAAUUUGUUUUUUUACACAUGCCCAAUGACCUGUCGUCCACCCCGGGGUUUGCUCAUUGAGGUAGAUUGAUAGCUUAAUCAGUUUCUAGCAUUGAUUCUUUACUCUGCCCAAAGGAUUGGGGUGGAGGAGGGAUGUAUACAUGCCCGGGAGCAGUCUUUAUGCAUUAAACAUUCAGCAUUAAUUUAAAUGUUUCUAAUGUUUGUUUUGAGUUUAAUCAAAUUCGAAUAAUGUAGGUAGUGCUUGACUUGGGCAGGAGCUCACUGGAGCAGAGUACUGGUACAUCAAAUGUUCUACUGCUUGAGCUCCUGUUCUUCUUAUAGAAUAUUUGCUCAAAAGUAUUGUGUAGCUCCUGCACCUAAAUAUAAACAGUAUCGGCACCCACAAUGAGUAGCGGAACAUAUUUCAGUCCAAGUCAAGUACUGAAUGUAGGAAAAAAUGAUCUAAUUUGGUCGUACAUUCUGACUACCUGUGGAUAUUACCUCCGUUAAAUGUGAAUGUGGCUGUAUGAUGUUAAUAAUUUACAUAUUCAAAUAUCCAUAUUCAAGCAUUAUAAAGGGUUCAGAUGCUGUAUCCAUUUUAAAUCUGACUCAACCAAAUGUUGUAGUUGAACUGUAGUUUGUAAGUAAUCCUGAAUCCUAACUUGUCAUCUGUGCAGUAACUUUGUGAUAAAUACUGUUGUGUAUGCUGUUGACCAGGUUCUAUCUGAACUACAGUCUGCCUUCAUUGUAUUACAUAAAAACUUUAUUGACCAGAAAUUAGUAUUGAAUGCAGGUAAAACUAAGUAGAUGUUGUUCUCUAGAGGGCAUAAUAAUAACUCUGAUUUAAGCAUAGGUACUUUGGAUGGAGUCCAUAUUGAUCCUGUUCCUGCUUACAAAUAUCUGGGCAUCUCGACAGAUGAAAAGCUGUCUUUUAAAAAGCAUAUUAAUGAGAAUAAAAGUUUGCUUCUUCUAUAGAAAUAGGUUCAGCCUCUCGCUAAAUAGUAGAAAGCAGAUUAUUCAGCCGAUGUUCCUAUCGGUCCUAGACUAUGGCGGCAUCAUCUAUAUGAACGCAGCUGCCACUUCAUUAAUGCAGAUAGAUGCAGUUUAUCAUAGCGCACUGAACUUUAUUACAGGCAACAAUUUUAGUACUAAUCACUGCAUUCUCUACCAGAAAGUUGGUUGGCCCUCUCUGAAUACAUUGUUAUGUUUUCAUUUAUAAAGCCCUUUUACAAAAAGUCUCACUGUACCUAAUAUUAUUACUAAACUUUAGACAUAUGAGUUACCACACCUGGUCUCCGGGAUGGCUAACUCUGGAAAUUCCUAAAUGCAAGACCUGGUUGUCAAGGUACUUUGUCAGGUCCACUUUCUGCUUGGGCUCAUGAAGGAGCAGUGUUCCAUUACCAGGGAUAGACACCACAUCAAUCUCUUUCUUAGUCACCUCUUUAUUGUUGAGAGGACGCUUGCGAACGCACACACAGAUUCUAUGAGCUUUUAGUUUUCUUGCACCUUAUUUGUGGAACAAUCUUCAACAUGUUCUUACAUUUGAUGUUUUGGUGCCUCUAGGGCAAUUCAGAAAGCUGAUUGAGGACCUUAUAACUGAUGAAUGUGUUAAUUUUUUAUGACAUGUUUAUCUUUCUUUCAGCUUGCAUUUUGUAUUUAUAUUGAUGUGUGUAUUUUCUGCAAUUUAUGUAAUUCAGGGCUCAUCUGUAAAAGAGACCUUAGUCUCAGUAUGACUCCCUGAUGAAAUAAAGGUUAAAUAAAACUUGAAUAUGCACACACAUCUCAAACUAGAAUAUCUAUCUGACUACAUUUUAGGAUGGUUUCUGUCUGCACCUAACCCUAACCCAUCUUAAACAUCUCCUACCAUAACCAGAGGCGCACCCAGAGGAGGUGCCGUCACUUCUCCACUUUGCUGCCCAGAACGGGUUUAAGGACGUCUCCAAUGUGUUGCUACAAUGUCCUGGUGCGAAAAGAGCUCUGUGCACAGCUAACCGCCAAGGUCAGACGCCCGCUGAGAUCGCCCAACAUAAUGGACAUGAUGAGCUCCAUGUAGUGCUGCAGCAGACCCUGGUAAGUACAUUCCCUGGGUCAGAGUAG
Coregonus sp. 'balchen' is the source of this 15033-nucleotide messenger RNA. The record is from the annotation of a GenBank genome assembly. Lineage: Eukaryota; Metazoa; Chordata; Actinopteri; Salmoniformes; Salmonidae.